AUGAGAGCUCCCGCUUCAGCCCCACCUCCUCCACCACGUUCGGCGUUGCAGCUGUCUUCCUCCGAUUCCUUCGAAAAGCUGUUCACGUCGCCCUCCGCGUCUCUCCCCCCUUCUGCCCUCGAGACGCCGGAGCGGAGCCGCCCGAGGACACGAAAUCCGACCGUGGCCGCUGGCGACCUGCUUCUUUCCGCGUCGCCUUCUCUCUCUUCUGCAAGUCGUCCUGCAGAUAGCCGCACGAGCGACGCAUCGGGACAGUUGUCUGAGGCCGAAGCCCGUCGCACACGAGGAAGGAACAAGGAAGUUCGCCCUUCCGCCGCCUCUCCGCAGAUGUCCCCAGGGACUUCCGGCAUUCCGUCCGCCCCGGUGGCCAGGCCCGGCUCGCCUGCCGACACCGCCAGGCCUUCAAGGUCUCCGUCGGGCUGCCCGCUGGAGCUCCUGCCGAGACACACGCAGAAUGCGCCGGUGGCCCACGGAGAAGAGCCCGAAGGAGACACCGGCGCCCACGGUUUGCGCGUCUACGCCGCGGAGAGGCUUUCCCCCCGCUGCGACGCUGCGCUGCGAGAAGCCGCCUCUCUUAACAACAUGAGAGGAGACGCGCCGGCCCAAAGUGAUGGCGCAAAUACUCCGCUUGCCCAGAUACCAGGGAAAGACACACAGGACGAACCUGUCCUGGAAAGGAGGCAACAGAGAGGGGGACAGCAGCGCGAAAUAUUCAGCGACCUACAGAUUGUCCUGAGCGAUGGGGACGAAAUCCAAACGGGCGCCAACAAAGGCGACGAAGGAGACGACGCCCAGAGCGGGGAGGCUGACGACCUGGAGUUCGCCCAGACGCGACGUAUCGUAAAAUACGCCGAGCAGGACGUCUGUGCAUGGACGACCUCCAUGCUGGCUCGCAACGAGCUGCGCAAACUCAAGGCAGCUGCACUGAAGCUCGAGGGCGACCGCAUGCCUCGCAGCGAUGUCGUUGGCCUGUACUUCAAGAAGCACCGGCCAUGUUGGUCGGUCGACUACCACACCCGCCAGGGUAAACGGAAAACCGUGGAAUUCUUUGUGCCGGACCUUUCCCGGGAGACGAUUGAGCUCGUCCUGGGCCACGCCGUCGAGUGCCGCAAGUAUAUGCCGCGGCGCUUCGACCAUGCUCCAGCGUUUGUUCCGGAGCCCGACGACACGACUGCGGGCAUGCCCUACCGGUACGGCGCCAAGCUGCUCAAACCCAAAGUGCUCGCGUGGAUCCGAGAGAACAGAAACGUCUCGAGCCGCGGGUCCCAUGCGCACCACGGCGGCCUGGCGAGCCGCCGCGGCGGAGAUGGAGAGAAAGCGGGCGGCGGCGCGGGGAAUGGAAACAGCAUCAAGUACAUGCGGCCUAUUCCAGUCCCCUCCGUCGCGCCAGUUGGAAUCACCUUCCGCAACUACAACGCUGGCGCAUCGCCCUCUGCCCAGAGAACCAGCGCAGCCGCUCCACUUGCUCGCGGCCCCCGUGCGAACCUCGCCCGCUACAGAGACUCAGUCCGUCGAUGCAGCAGGGCUGGCGCAGGGGGUCGGGCGGGAACUGCCGCCGGCGAAGGAGGCAAGACCUCUGGAAAUGCUGAGGGAGCCCACGGCAGGGAGAAUGGAGCGCCAGCCGGGAGCGGAUCGCCUGUCGACUCAGGCGCGACGCCCGGCCAGAGCGCUGGCGAGGGAACCUGCUGCGGGGCGCUUCAGCACGGAAGCCCUUCUCAGGCACCGAGCGCCAUUCCGCAGGCCGCAGACCCAGCGGUUUUCAGUCCAGGGCAAGGCGUACACGGGGCCGGCGUGGCGUGGCCUGAAGACCCUCGGCGCUUUACUCCACACGGUAUGGACCCAGCUGCAAGCGCUGCGCUCCCAGUUGGCUCCUUGGGCUCGCCCUAUCUGGGGUUCCUUCCUCGCAGAGACCCGCCCAUGAUGCAGGCGCACAACGGCUACUACACUGCGUAUCCUUCGGCUCUGUAUUUCUACGGCCACGUUGCUGAUCCGUCGCCUGGACAUCCGGGCGCUGGGCAGCACCGCGGCGCCGUCGCGACGACGAUGGGGGGGGCGUGGGGAAGCACGUCACUUCAAGCCUCUGCAAGCCCCAUCCCUCCUGCGGCGAUGCCUGCCUCUUUGUCCAACAAUGUGGCUGCGGCCUACCCCGUAUCUGCCGGUCAGGGAGGCCCGACGGCGUUUCCACAUCAGGCCUACUCGAAUGUAGGCCCCAUGUACGGCUUCAAGGCUCGAGAGACCCACAUCACGGAGCAAGGCAGGGCGCACUCCCUAGGCGCCCACACUGGACGCUACGGUGGGGGGGAGAGCGAGGCUUCGAUGACGAGUGGCGAGACGGUGCAAAUGGAACCCGGCAAGGGAGCAGAAAGCGGCCACAACGCAGAAUUUGAACCAGGCCACAAGAGGAGACGCAUGCAGUCGGACGCGGAUGGCUGCGCUUUGAGGAGCCCGUUGCGCUCUCCAGCGGUCUUCCCUUCGCCCUGCCCAGAACACCCGCGAGAGAUGCAAGGAACAGGUGCCCAGUGCCAUUGCGAGGGGCUUCAGCUCAGCCGUUCUGCUCGUUCGUGCAGUGAGAAGUAUGCUGGCCGCCCUCUGUUCUUGCCAUCCCCCGUGCCGGCACCACCCAGCUUCCCUCCAUCUAGCGCGCCUCGUCUGCCCCACCCAGGCUGCUUCCCAUCGUACACAGACUUCUCGCAGACGUGGGACCAGGCCUCCGACCGCGGCUGCGAAGGCGGCGCUCAGUCCGGUGUAGACAAGUGCUGUUCCGUCACGGGCGCCUCCCUCCAGCACGCAAAUUCUGAGCUCAGCGAGACCGGGGUGAGUACGCCAUCUACAGCCUCGACACAGCACUCGUCGUCGUCGUUUUGCUGCUUGACGACGUCUCCGGGCUCUCCGCACUCUGCGUCGCCGGUCUCCCGAGCCGCGACGCUCGUCUGUGAUUUCCAGCCGAAGUCCGCGGCUUUCCCCCACGUGGCUUCGGGGGUCAAGACCCCCAGCGACACCGUGGUGGUUUUCCACGCGAACUCUGGAGAGCAGACGGAGCACAGACAAGGCGCGACGGAGGGCGCGUCUGGGGAACAAGACGCGUGCGAGCCCGAACCUUUGUCUAGCGCCCAGGAGGUCACCGAGGACGCAGCGCCCGCUCGGACACCGUCCGACGAACCUCGGGAGGGCCCCGCACAGCGAGAGCCCUCCUCGCCUUCGCGGUCGCCUUGUCUAUGCCCUGCCGCUGAGCCGAUGCACUGCAUACCUUCUGGGCGGCCACGCGGCAGGCCAACUCUGCCUGUCCCAACGGCCUCCUUGCCCAGCACCAGCCUUCCGCCGCCCUCAGGCGCUGGAGUGGCGUCCUCUGGAGCGUGGCCUCCGUGUGAUAGCCUGGCAUCCGCGUCAGGUGUAUAUGCCUCGCAGGCAUUGGUUGCGCCUCGUGCGCAGAGUCCUUCUCUCGGCCCUGCGUGCGGGUUUCCGACGCUUGCGCGGAGCGGCAACUCCCCUGCUCCACUGCAGGGCGAGAUGCAUGUAGAAAGGCCAGUCUUUGCGUCUCCACUCGCCUACGGGCGAAGUGUGGCGGCUCGAGAGGUCUCCUUUACGGGUGGCGUACGCGGGAGCAGAUCCCUGUCGAGCUCGACGGAAGAAGCAGAGGAGUCGGCGGUGAAGGAAGAAGGAAUCCGCUGCGGCGGCCUUGUGCAGGGGACGGCCAACACGUCCACGGGGCCGCGGCUCGAAGCCAGUGCUUCAGGCAGCCUCGCGGGUACCGAGGAGGUAGCGGCUGAAGGAACGGCAGUGCAGUUUGGAGAGGCAGGUGGCGUGCAAGCUGAGUGGUGCGCAGGUGCCGAGGAGGCUUGGGUGCUGAGGGAGCACGAUUUGCGAAAGUCUCUUGUUCAAGAUAAAAUGACGCUUGCCUGGGGACCUGGCAUGUUUGAGAGGAGCGGGGGCGAGCUCCCGUCUCUAGGCGAAGCUUCGUUGCUUCACUCGUCUGCGGUGCUUGAAGAAUCGUCGCCGUUAUCGAAGCGCGACUCAGAGGUGCUCUCCGAGUUGGGUUUCUGGUCACAGGGCCCAUGCCCAGAAGACAGUUUUGCUCAGGACUUCGAUGCCUUCAAAGAGCAACUGGGAGAAGAAGACUCAACGGGUGUGUGGUCGUCGUUAGACAACCUGGGCUACGACAUGGUGAGUCGACCGCACGAAAACAACGACAAAGAGAAUACUGAAGAUGACUCAGGUUAUGAUAUACAAACAUCCAAGGUUUUUAUGAUUGCAGUACACCACUACCCCACUGGACACGAUAUGAGUCGGCGGCACUAA
Besnoitia besnoiti is the source of this 4296-nucleotide messenger RNA. RefSeq lists its product as uncharacterized. The transcript is spliced from 4 exons. NCBI's taxonomy places the organism in Eukaryota, Apicomplexa, Conoidasida, Eucoccidiorida, Sarcocystidae. The record is from RefSeq and is a predicted model, not a curated record. The coding region runs from base 1 to 4296 and encodes 1431 amino acids.